Messenger RNA from Closterium sp. Naga37s-1, 220 nucleotides. NCBI's taxonomy places the organism in Eukaryota, Viridiplantae, Streptophyta, Zygnematophyceae, Desmidiales, Closteriaceae. The record is from the annotation of a GenBank genome assembly.
GGUUGAGCAGGGCGCACAGGGCGCUGCAGAGGCGGCUCGGGAAGGGCAGGGCAGGGCGCCAGUGCGUGCACGGCAGGGCGCUGGCGCGUUGGCAGUGCAGGGCGCUGGCGCGGGCAGCAGCGCGCACGAGCAGGGUGGCGCUGGGCAGCGAGUGCAGGCCCGCGGCGGGCGCAAAACGCAGGCACGGCGGGCGCAAGGGGCGGGCCCGCGGCGGGCGUAG